AUGGCGUCGUCCGGACCGUCCGUCUUCCCCUGGGAAUGCCGGGACAAGGAAGACCAGGCAAGGAUAUCGUACCAUCAUCCUCUCCGCCGCACCAACCAGGCCCUGGCCGAGGAGAACAUGAAACUCAAGAGGAUCUUGCGAGAAAACGGCAUCUCCUGGUCCUCCGUCGCCCAGGCACACCUGAAGCAGAGAGACCCAAACAUGCGCAAGACGCGAUCCUCCAGGUCUGCACAUGAGCUCGGCCGGCCUUGCCUGCCGACAGAAGUCAUUCUGCGCAUUCUCAAGCUCUCAAUGAAGAGCUCGCAUCCCAUCAUUGACCCUCUCAGCCCCCUGACGCCCGAGCACCUGUCCGACCAAGAAAAGGCACGAGGCAACCAGAUCGCCAUCCACUUUCUUGCAACUUGCAAGGCUCUCCACACCGAAGGCACCCGGUACCUGUGGGAGGGCAAUACCUUUGUCUUCACCACGGCACAGGCGCUGCGGAACUUUGCCGAGCUCACUCCCAGGUUCCGCAGCAGCGUCACCCACGUGAACCUUCGCAUCGUCGCCCGCUACUACGACGACCAGCGCCGUAGGCACAAGCUCGAGCGAUGCUAUCACGCCGACCUGAAGAAGGAUCAGCUGCUCAAGAUUGUCGACUUCCUGGCGGCCCUCAGAGCACCCUACGAUCCGGCGUACCGGGACAAGAAGAACCCGAGGCCCAGACUGCUCCCGUCUCUAUCGUCCCUUCGACUCGACCUGGUCAACUUUUCCGACACUCUGCUCCCAUUUUCGGGCUCGGAACUGCAUGACAUUGCCAGUCACGAACUCGGGUGCACAUUGAACGAACUGCAGGUCACCGGAAUGCCCUUUGACGACGCGGGCAUGAAGGCGUCGGCCGAACUGAGCGGGAUGCUCAAGGACGAAGGCCUCUAUCUAGACGGACCCCCCUCGUUCAUUGCCCACGUCAGAUACCUGCAACCUCUGUCGGGGAACAAAUGGUGCGCCCGCGUCAUUCGCGCUUGGAAGGGCAACGGCACCGACUCCGACUACGGGGACAUCACCGACGAAGACAUGGACGAUCACGUGGCCCACUUUAGCGGCUACCAUCCAAGGCUGGGCGCUCUGCCUCCGGCGCCCUUGGAGGAGGGACACCCGCCCUCGACGCGGGACGAGGAGACGGUCAUUUGGAAACGAGUGCCGACGUCUCGGGACGGCGGGGCGCGCUCAUGGGUCCAGUUCUCACGGUUUAGCGGAUAUGAGAUCACAGAUCCAGACUGGGACACGGACGACGAGGGUAUUUGUCCCUGCUGCGGCGAAUCGCACCCAGGCUCGUCUUUUCUGGAGUUUCUGGUGGAUGAUGACCUUGCUGACUGA
This is a messenger RNA of Hirsutella rhossiliensis, 1356 nucleotides long. RefSeq lists its product as uncharacterized. The record is from RefSeq and is a predicted model, not a curated record. Lineage: Eukaryota; Fungi; Ascomycota; Sordariomycetes; Hypocreales; Ophiocordycipitaceae. The transcript has 3 exons. Bases 1 to 1356 code for a protein of 451 amino acids.